UUACUUUUUUGCCAAGCUGUAGAAUUCGGAGCAGAGGCUACCUCCAAUCCAUAACCAUAAACCCCACCCCCUCCCCAUCAGCUGGCAACCCCAACAGACGCCGUCCUCUACGAGCAGAGGCUACCUCCGAGGAAGCCAAGCCAUCGUGCAAUCUGCGCCCUAGUCCAGCCAGCCAGGCCAGGAGCAAGGGGCGGAGCUAUGGGCAACUCCGGCAGCACAGCCCCCGCACCGCUAGGAAAGACCCAUGUUCCAGAUUUGGAAUGGAAGGUUCAUGAUUUCUCAGCGCUACUCGAGACAGAAGCUACGUCGGCGUCAUCUACUCCUUUUCACUGCUCUGGGUACAAAUGGUGUCUGCAAGUGACUCCAAAGCACAAUCAAGUGACUCCAAAGAACAAACAUGAUGUUCAAGUGACUCCAAAGCACAGUCAAGAUGAUAAAGGAAAUCCAUAUGUUGCUCUUUCCCUCGGAAUAUCCCGGGUAUGCUUGGAGCUAGGUCACACAUUGCAUGCAGAGUUUGAGUUGUCUAUAUUCAACCAUUCGAAAGGAAUGUACUGUGGAUCCAAAGCUAGCUACAACUUCAAUGACAAGAAUAUGUACUCGAACAAGGAAUGUUUGAUUCCUCUUCAGGAGCUACUGAAAUCAUCCGCGUUUUUAGUGGAUGAUAGCUGUGUCUUCGGUGUGGAGAUAUUAAAAAUUGAUGUCUCUUCUCCUGAAAGGAAGUCCGUUGUGGUACAAAAGAAGGCUACCACAGUUGAGAACCUCUUUGUCCAGAAGAAGGGAUUCAUCAAAGGGACAUACACUUGGACCAUGAACAAUUUCCUAGAAUUGGAGUCUCAGCAAUUUAUCCGCUCUCCUACAUUUGAAGUUGGUGGGCAUAAAUGGUACAUCGGCAUGUAUCCGCAUGGUGACAAGCGCAGCACUGAUUACCUCAGCUUGGCUUUGUGCCUGGACUCCUCGGAUGAGCUCUUUAUUGAGUCCAGAAAGGUGGUUCAAAUAACUCUGUCCAUCCUCGACCAAAAGAGUGGGAAAUACUUCACUAGAACUACAGGUCUCGUGCCAUGUAUACGUCCAGAAGGCUGGGGAUGGUACAACUUCCUGCCACUCAAGGAACUCAAGGAUAUGUCCAGAGGGUAUCUUAUAGAGUCAAAGUGCGUCCUCAAGGCAGAUCUCACUAUAUUUGGAUCAUCCAACGACGGCUAGAUCUUUACCUUGUGGCCUGAUGCAGAGUUAAUGCGCCUUCAUCCUACUACUAGUUAGAGUUAUUCUUUCAAAAAAAAACUAGAUAGAGUUAUAUAUAUGAGAUGGUGUUGCUGAUUUGUUUGAUGUUCUUAAACUUCUUAUGGAAUUAAAGAUGAACUAGUUCACAAGAAGUCAAGAAUGAUUUCUAGGUAUA
Triticum aestivum (bread wheat) is the source of this 1393-nucleotide messenger RNA. RefSeq lists its product as uncharacterized. Gene Ontology annotation, molecular function: protein binding. The transcript is spliced from 7 exons. Bases 199 to 1200 code for a protein of 333 amino acids. Lineage: Eukaryota; Viridiplantae; Streptophyta; Magnoliopsida; Poales; Poaceae. The record is from RefSeq and is a predicted model, not a curated record.